AUCAAUCUUUGUCCAUGGACUUGCAGAGUUUUAGGCACUCGUUUCCUUUCUUGGAUGUUGAUCCUUCCAUCCAAUUUGGUGAGUUAAACAUGGAGAACUCAGCCUUGAAUUUCCAUGGCUUCUUGCCUUUCCAAGCAUCUGAACUUCAUAACAGCCAGAGCUUAGAGGGAGCUACCAGCAAGAAGAGAAAAGCAUUGGAUGCAGGGGAGAGUAGUUGUGGGAACUCGUCAUCAUCUCCACAGAGUUCAGUAAGAGGGAAAAGAGCAAAAAGUAAUGGCAUUUCCAAGGAGGAGGAGAAGCCAAAGCAAGUGGUUCAUGUGAGGGCCAGAAGAGGUGAAGCUACCGAUAGCCACAGUUUGGCAGAAAGGGUCAGAAGAAGGAAAAUAAAUGACAGACUAAGAUGUUUGCAAGAUAUUGUUCCCGGCUGCUAUAAGACAAUGGGGAUGGCAGUAAUGCUAGAUGAGAUCAUCAAUUAUGUGCAGUCCUUGCAGAAUCAGGUUGAGUUUCUUUCAAUGAAGCUAACGGCAGCCAGCACAGAAUAUGACUUCAACCCAGAUGCCAUGGAAAGAUACGGUGGAGCUGGGUUGCACUCAACGUCGCGGUGGACAGAGAGGGACAUGAUGAAAAUGCUCUACUUGUCGACACUUCUUCAAGAAAAUGUACCCCACUAG
This is a messenger RNA of Hibiscus syriacus, 671 nucleotides long. RefSeq names its product transcription factor BEE 3-like. Gene Ontology annotation, cellular component: nucleus. The record is from RefSeq and is a predicted model, not a curated record. Lineage: Eukaryota; Viridiplantae; Streptophyta; Magnoliopsida; Malvales; Malvaceae. The transcript has 6 exons. Gene Ontology annotation, molecular function: protein dimerization activity; DNA-binding transcription factor activity. Gene Ontology annotation, biological process: regulation of DNA-templated transcription. The coding region runs from base 15 to 671 and encodes 218 amino acids.